AUGAAAUUAAGUAGAUCGUUUCACCUUUUUAUUCGUGGCAAUAGACAUAGCCCGAAUUUUGAACUGAGCAACAAAUCUCCAUCGCAGCUAUCACAUCUUAUCGGCAGAAUCUCGAAGGCGGGACGAGGGGAUAUUAAGUUUUGGUCUGAUAUUAACUCCAAGAUUCUGUCUAUUUAUAGGGAUUUGGGUCCUAGAAAUAUUGCUUUUAUUUCAAACGGUCUAUCCCGCUCUAAUGUCAGGGAUGAUAGGGUAUGGAAAAUGCUUGCGGAGCAAGCAAUAGCAAUAUCUCACUCUUUUGACGGCCAAGACAUAGCAUUGUUUCUAAAUGCAGCCUCUAAGAUGCACAAAAGUCAAAAAUUAUUUGAACAAUUUUCACAAGUUAUUUUGGAGAAUGAAAUAUCAUUUAAGGCAAAACACAUAGCGUUGAUAAUAAACGCGUAUUCUCGUGUUGGUUAUAGAGAUCUGGAUGUAUUAAACAAAUUGUUUAGCGAAUGUGAAAAGUGCAAACUUGAUUUGGAUUUUCAGGAAUUUGGCAAUAUACUCAAUGGAUGUUACAAGCUAAAGUAUUUACAUAAGUCUUUUAUACAACUAAUGCGCGAUGAAUUGAACUAUAGGUUAAGAAAUUUGAACAAAACAUGCACUGGCCUAUCUGGACAGAAUAUAUCUAACAUUUUACAGGCUUUGGCUCACUCUGAAGUUGAGUGCAAUUACAUAUUCACAAGAUUUGGAACGACACUAAUCAAUAACCAUAGUCAAAUCAACACAGUAGAGGUUACAGCCAUUGCUAAUGCCUUGGGAAAGGUUAAGUACAAUGGGCAGGAAUUUCUUAAAUAUAUAACUUUCCAGGUCUAUUCUAAUUUCAACCGUUAUAGCACUGAUCAACUCUCAAUAAUACUUUACAGUCUAUGCCGGUUAGACAAGAUGCCUGUGGAUUUUUAUAUAACGGUUGUUAAGCGUAUAGUUAAUGGACUGAGUAAAACGAACGAUAAAACUAUAUCAAUGUUAUUCACUGCACUCACUGUCAAAGUGUCAAAUCACUGUGACAGAUUGACGAUAUUGGACGAUUUAUAUCCGCACAUACGCAAAAGAAUACGAAUGAUGAUAAAUGACACAAAUCCACCAACACAGGAAAUAAUAGCAUCUGUAGUCUGUUCAUUUGCCAGAGUGGGUUUGGAAGAUCCUAUGAUAUAUAAGCUAAUUGAUACAAUUGACACAGAAUUGAAAAAUUCGAGUUUGGCAGCUAUUAUACACGGAUUGGGCAAAUUACACUCAAUAGAAUCUCUGAAUUAUAUUAAUAAGUAUUUACGCAAUGUAAUAGCUGAUGCUGUCAAUCUAUUACCAUUGCACGUAAGCAACAUACUGAAUUCAUUAGCUACAAAUGUUGAUCAUUUUGUGAAACUCGACAAAUCUGAUGGGUUUCAAACAUUUAUCGAUGCAAUUGCCGCAUUGUCUCUCAACAUAUUAUCCAAGUAUACACUGUACUCUCACCAGUUGCUGUCAAGUGCUAUAACCAGUUAUACUUUGAUAUGUGAAUGUAUUUGCGAUAAUGUAAGGAAUUUUGAUAAAAUAUCUCAAAAAUUACAUAUGGAUACCGUUAAAGAUGUGGUAAUUGAAUGCAGUAGAAAAUUAUCUAUUGGCAAUGCCAGCGUUUGCGACUAUGAAGGAAUAAUUACCUUUGCCACUUCCCCAGUAUCACACCUAUCUGUUGGCGAAUAUACAAAUGUAAUUAAUGGGGUUAUUGGUGAAUUGGAAUGCGUCAACGUUAAGGCAUUGAGUAGGUUAAUUGAGGCCAAUACUACUUUCAAAAACCAAUGUAUACAAAUGGCAAUUAAUGGCAGCAUUGACGAGUUAAAUUACAAAAAUUACAUUGAGCAUCUAGACGAUUUGGAUGUGAUACUGGAUAAAUUUGUUGAGUUGGUGAACAACGAAGCUUGGCUAAGUGUAGUUAAAAAUGAUAAAAAAUAUUUUGCCGAAGAUAAAAUAUCACUGGCAUCACGUAUAAUCAACGAAUUUAAUCAAUCAUCACCUAAUGACUUGAGUUAUACUGAUUUAAUGGAUAAUUUAUACAGUUCAACUGAUGCCUUGAGCAAGUUCAAUGUCUGUGGAGUAAUCAAGUCAAUUGCCAAUGCAAUUGAUUACCUAAAUACAACAAAUAAAACUAACUUUACGCCAUUUUUAUAUAAUCUAAUACACAAGUUGAUUCCUGUUGUGUUGCAAACAUCGGAAACAAAUGAAAUCGCUAGCACUGCAUGUUACCUAUGUGAAAAGAAGAUUUGUAUGCCACUGAUAAUAGAUCACGCGCUUUCACAUUGUGAAAUGGGUUAUUUGAAGAUAAAGCUCGUUGGAAGUCUCAAAAAUGUACCAUAUAAACUUAAUAACAGUGCUCUUGUCACUGAAUUUGGCAAUCAUAUAAAUGAAAUGUUGGUUACACCAUUCCCUCCACAGUUAGAAGACAUACUUAAUUGCUUUAAGACCCUGCAACAAUACGAUUUAUUAGAAGAUCAAAUAUUAAAUUUGCUAAUAGACACUAUACUUUCAUGGAGGCCCACUGAUUCGAAUGCCGCGGCCCCCUUUAUGAUGAUACAACAAUUGCUGCAAUUGACAAGAAUUUUGUUAACACAAGUUAAAAAUUACAAAUCUGGAGUGGAUGAUAUGGUAUCAUUGGAGUACCAGAAGAAUAUGGGCAUAAAACUAAUUGAGUGGACAAUCGAACUAUUGCAUGAUCACUCAGGGGCCAUAAUACUGUCGGUUGAUGGCUAUGAUCAUCUAGUAGCAAUAAUCAAACAGUCUAAUGACCUUAAUUAUGAGGGAGGGGGGCACAUAUCGGGGUUACUACUCAAUCUUAUAGCCAAAUUACAUAUGCCGAUAGAGGUGUUAUACAACCUUGCGGACAUAGGAUAUUUUGACAGGAUAAUACAAUCAGUAGAUGCAACAGUAAGUACAUUCUCUGUGGUUGAGUCUCAGGGUAUCGAAAUAAACGGAUUGCGGAAGCAUGGCCAGUGGAAUUCGUUGUGUAAAUUGGCAUAUAUCGCAUCACAUUACUUGAGUUCUAGUAAUGAUUGUAUACGAGACAAGGCUGAAGCACUGAUAAUAACGGUGUUGGAUAUGCUAGCAAGAGCCGACACUGAUGGCGUUGGCAGCGAUAUAAUAGUCAAAUUGUGUGGCAUAUUGUAUAGUGGGUAUGGUGAAGUGAUUGGAAGGCUUACUGAGAGAGGCAGAUUAUAUUUGAAUAACCCAAAGAAGCAAUUCAUUAGAUAUUAA
Messenger RNA from Babesia microti strain RI, 3261 nucleotides. RefSeq lists its product as hypothetical. Bases 1 to 3261 code for a protein of 1086 amino acids. The record is from RefSeq and is a predicted model, not a curated record. The transcript is spliced from 5 exons. Lineage: Eukaryota; Apicomplexa; Aconoidasida; Piroplasmida; Babesiidae.